UGUGAGUCGAAGGUCGCACUUGACUGUAAAUAAAUACAAUUUUGAGGGCAUCAAGAUAAACAAUCAAUUCUGAUCCUCAUUUGCACAUCCUAUAUAAACUCCCAAUUACGAAACUUCAAAGUUCAAACCAUUGUCUCAAACCCCUCCUCUCCAACCAAAAGAUGUCAACAUUAAAAACACCUACACCCACCGCCACCACAGAAGAAGGCGGCGCCACCACAUUCGCCGCCGUCCACCCGGACCUCCUCCGGUCUCACAUCCUCACCCGCCUCGACGGCCCGACUCUCGCCUCCGCCAGCAGCGCCUCCUCCCAACUCCACGCACUCGCCGCCGACGACCACAUCUGGACCAACAUUUGUCACUCUACGUGGCCGUCCUCCAGCGCGCCACGUAUUCGUCACAUCAUCUCAACGUUCCCCAACGGCGGCCGCUCCUUCUUCGCCGACUCCUUCCCUCUCGCCCUCCCCGAUCCCACCACCAACUCUCCGUCAAAUCUCCACCCUCCAUCUCCAUCUCCAUCAUCAUCAUCAUCACCAGAACUGAUCUCAGCCGUUGAUAUCCACUACCAGAACAAGCUCAUAUUCACCAAAGUACAAGAAACCGAGACUUUGACCGGGUGGUUCCUUUGCUCACCCUUCAGAAUUGAUCUAUUGGACCCCAAAGACAUGGUCCACACAGCAAUAAAACACCCCAAAGGUGACGACAUGUGUACGGAUCUGGCGGAGGAGAUGAGUCUGAGCUGGAUAGUGAUCGAUCCGAUCACACGGCGGUCGAUGAAUUUGUCGAGUUACAAGCCUGUUUCGGUGCAACGGCAUUGGUUGAGCGGCGAAGUGCAGGUGCGGUUUGCUUCGAUCCUGGCCGGUGAUAAGAAGGGUUCCGCAUCGGAGUUGGUGCAGUGCGGGAUAGUGGUCACGUGCGGUGCGUCGGAGGAAGGGGAGAUGCAGGUGAGGGAAGUGAACUUACAGGUGGACGACAUGGACGGAAUGUUUUUGACGGGGAAGGAGAGUUUGGUAAUUCUGCAGAGGGCAUUGGAGGGUAAAAGGGGAAAAGGAGGGAGGAAGAGGGAGGAGGAAGGAAGAGGAAUAUACCAAGAGUACUUGGAGAGGAAGAGAGAGAGAGGAGAGAGAAAGUUGAGGACAGAAGGGACUUUAGAUACGUUGUGUGUGGGUUUUGGGCUAUCCAUUUUCGCCCUUUUUUGCUUCUUUGUUUUGUGCAGAUAACUAAAAAGAAAGAAAAAGUAGACAUAUAUAAAUUAUUUACACACAAAUAUACUAAUUUUUUUGUAUUCACACUCGAUGCAAACUGCAAGCACAUGUUUUUCAUAAGAAUUUUCUCGUGUAUAUAUGAAGGUACAUUAGGGUAAACAAUAAAUUAAAAGGCAUUAAUUUGAUUAA
Messenger RNA from Cornus florida, 1394 nucleotides. RefSeq names its product probable F-box protein At2g36090. Gene Ontology annotation, molecular function: protein binding. Bases 162 to 1220 code for a protein of 352 amino acids. The transcript has a single exon. The record is from RefSeq and is a predicted model, not a curated record. NCBI's taxonomy places the organism in Eukaryota, Viridiplantae, Streptophyta, Magnoliopsida, Cornales, Cornaceae.